CAGAUCAUCCAUAGCGGCCACUUCAUGGUGUCGUCGCCGCACCGCGAGCACCCACCCAAGAAGGGCUACGACUUCGACACGGUCAACAAGCAGACAUGCCAGACCUACAGCUUCGGCAAGACCAGCUCCUGCCACUUGUCCAUCGACGCCUCGCUCACCAAGCUCUUCGAGUGCAUGUCCCUGGCCUACAGUGGGAAGCUGGUGUCUCCGAAGUGGAAGAAUUUCAAAGGCCUGAAGCUCCAGUGGCGGGACAAGAUCCGGCUCAAUAACGCCAUCUGGCGGGCGUGGUACAUGCAGUAUUUGGAGAAACGCAAGAACCCCGUGUGCCACUUUGUCACUCCCCUUGACGGCUCGGUGGAUGUCGAUGAGCAUCGCCGACCAGAGGCCAUCAGCACUGAAGGGAAGUACUGGAAAAGCCGCAUUGAGAUCGUCAUCAGAGAAUAUCACAAGUGGAGAACCUACUUCAAGAAGAGGCUACAGCAGCACAAGGAUGAGGACCUGUCCAGCCUCGCCCAGCAGUAUGAGGACAUGCUCUAUUGGCACAAGCACGGCGAUGGCUGGAAGAGCCCGGUCCCCAUGGAGGAGGAGCCCCUGCUGGACACAGACAUGCUCAUGUCCGAGUUCAGCGACACCCUCUUCUCCACGCUCUCUUCACACCAGCCGGCUGCCUGGCCCAACCCCCGGGAGAUAGCGCACCUGGGGAACGCGGACAUGAUCCAGCCGGGGCUGAUGCCGCUGCAGCCCAACCUGGACUUCAUGGACACCUUCGAGCCCUUCCCAGACCUCUUUUCAUCCAGCCGCUCCAUCUUUGGCUCCUUGCUGCCCGCCCCUGGCCCACCCCCGGCCCCUGAUCCCAGCAGCCCCCCAGCCCAGGAAGACAUCCUGCCCACACCUGCCCUCCCCACUGUGAGCCUCACAGACAGCUUCCCUGCAUCCCCAGCCGCCGCCUCGCUGGGCCCCUCAGAGCAGCAGAGCGGUGACCUCAGGCCCCCCACGGGGAGCCCCUUCGUCCAGCCCGCAGACUUUGGCCCCUCAGAGCCCCCGCUGAAUGUUUCACAGCCCUACCUCCCUGUCUUCACCAUGCCCCUCCUCUCUCCUAGUCCUGCCCCGCCAGCCUCCCCAGGGUUGCCCCUGGGUCCUCCUCCCACCACUGUGCUGAGCCCCCCAGCACCCUCCACCUUCCUGCACACACAGAAGUUUGGAGCCAGCAAGCCCCUCUCUGUUAUCACCCACACGGCCUCUGCCACUCUCACCCACGACGCCUCUGCCACCACCUUCAGCCAGAGCCAAGGCCUGGUGAUCACCACCUGCCCCCCCAGCCCCGCUGCCUCCCCCUGUGGCCUGGCGUUGCCGCCUGUCAUCCGGCCCCCAGAGGCUGGCACGCCCCAACCACGCUUGACUUUCGUGUCCCCUAAACCUAUAUCCUUGACUGGGGGGAGGCCCAAGCAGCCCCCCAAAAUAGUGCCUGCUCCCAAACCGGAGCCCGUGUCCUUGGUGUUGAAGAGCGCCUGCAUCACCCCAGCGGCCUUUCCAGGUCAGCCACAAGCCAUGAUCAUGACGUCGGGCCCCCUGAAGAGGGAAGGGAUGCUGGCCUCCAGCGUGUCCCAGUCCAGUGUGGUCAUCGCACCUGCUGCCAUUGCCAGGGCUCCCGGAGUCAGGGAGUUCCGAAGUGGCAUCUUGGUGGCAGAGCUUGGCCACACCCCGGGCAGCCAGCCGUCUGGGCUCUUCUCCCCAAGCGCCAUGCCAGACACCCUUUCGAAGGGCGAACAGGGCCUCCUACAUGGGGGGGGCACCCCGCUCUCCACCGCAGGUCCCAGCCGUGAUGGCCCCAGCUCCGGGCAGGCCUCUCCGUGUACCUCUGAACAGAGCCCCAGCCCCCAGUCUCCCCAGAACAGCUGCUCAGGGAACUCGGCAGACCCCAAAAACGUGGUGUUAAAGACCCGGCAAAUGAAGCACAUCUCCGCCGAGCAGAAGAGGCGCUUCAACAUCAAGAUUGGGUUCAACACCCUCAACAGCAUGAUCUCCAACAGCUCCAAGCUGACCAGCCAUGCCAUCACCCUGCAGAAGACAGUGGAGUACAUCACCAAGCUGCAGCAGGAGCGGGCCCAGCUGCAGGAGGAGGCCCGGCAGCUGCGAGAGGAGGUCGAGGCCCUCAACGCCACCAUCAUCUCCUGCCAGCAGCUGCUUCCUGCCACAGGGGUCCCUGUCACCCGGCGCCAGUUUGAUCACAUGAGAGACAUGUUUGAGGAGUAUGUGAAGAGCCGGACGCUGCAGAAUUGGAAGUUCUGGAUCUUCAGCAGCAUCCUGCAGCCACUCUUUGAGUCCUUCAAGGGCAUGGUGUCCACCAGCAGCCCAGAGGAGCUGCACCGCACCGCGCUCUCCUGGCUCGACCAGCGCUGCUCGCUGCCCGUACUCCGGCCCAUGGUGCUGACCACCCUCCGCCACCUGAGCACCACCACCUCCGUCCUGACAGACCCGGCCCGGCUGCCCGAGCAGGCAUCGAAGGCCGUCACCACACUCAGCAAGAGGGCAGGCGAGGCCUAGUGCUCAGUUGGCACGCGCUGCCUGAGAUGCCCGGGGGAGGGGCUGUGCCCCCAGCUCUACCUGACACAGAGCCUCAGGACCCCUUCUGCUCUGACGGUCUCCUAGGCCGUCCUGCAGCAGGUGUGGUCCGGCCGACAGCCACGUUCCAGCUCAGGGCCCUUUGCUGUGAACUCUCACCAGUCCCCUCUGCCCUCAGGGAGCCCAGACAGGGACAGGCCUGCCCCCUCCAGCCCUGCCCCGACGCUGCUGCUCUCCCCCUGCCCGGUGGAGGCUCAGUUCUCGAGGGCUUCCUGCCCGUCUCUGGUCCGGCUCAGCUGCCAUCAGAGGCUGGACCUUGUCACUAGAUCUGGACUUGGCUUGGGCGUGGUGGGCUGCUAGGGCGUGCCUUCGUCAGAGCCCUGGGCAGAGAGCACUCAGGCGGGCAUGCUGCCCUCACCAGGAUACCUGGGUGCUGGGCCUGCUGGCGGGGUCUCGUUCCUCCAGCCCCCUCGGCAGAGCUGGGGGAGCCCCCGCACCCUCUCAGGGCCACCUCGUGGACAGCUCUCCGCUCCACACUGCUCUCCCUCGGCCUGCAGCUGAGGACGCCCCCUCUCGCUUCUGCCACUAUGCAGCUGGACCAAAGAUAUCACCAUCCACCUGUGUUGUGUGAAGUGAGAAAUGUAACCUGGACAGGCAGCACUCUGAGGAGCCAACUUCUCUCAGGAUCGCAUGUCAGACUCAGACGUCGCCAACAGAGCUACUCCAUGCAGACCCUGGCUGAGGACACUGCAGGGACUGUCCCACCAUCCUCUCUGCGCAGAAGGGCACCUCUCUGGAAGCGCUCUGGGCAGCAGCCUGCACCUGCCACCGCCGAGGCCAGUCCAUCUGGUGUUGCCUGAGCAGGGGUCUGCUCCCGGCAGGCUGCCUCAAGUUCAGAGGGUCCGAGUCCUGCCCCCCCC
Molecule: messenger RNA, 3482 nt
Organism: Echinops telfairi (small Madagascar hedgehog)
Lineage: Eukaryota; Metazoa; Chordata; Mammalia; Afrosoricida; Tenrecidae
Gene: MLXIP
Product: MLX interacting protein
Exons: 17
Coding region: 25-2544 (839 amino acids)
Biological process (GO): regulation of transcription by RNA polymerase II
Cellular component (GO): nucleus
Molecular function (GO): protein dimerization activity; RNA polymerase II cis-regulatory region sequence-specific DNA binding; DNA-binding transcription factor activity, RNA polymerase II-specific
Source: RefSeq, a predicted model, not a curated record